AUGGACGUCGAAGAGUCGCCAUGGGCUGAUUCCAGCCAGACCCCCCCUGAGCCUGUCGCCGAGAGCGAGCCCGUUGCUUCCCCGCCAGCGACAUCACAGGCCUCAACCUCGUCGGCGCCCCGACCUUCGCGCACGCCCCGUCGCAUCGUUGCUCAACCUACGAAGCUGGAAGCCGUCGAUGAUCCUCUCGGGCCUCUGAGCGCCGGACCGACCCAGAAUGCCGCGCUGGAUGCCCCGCCCGUGCCGCCCCAGAAGGAGCAGAUGGUUAUCCGCACGACCAUGGCGCCGCUCCAGCAGCAGAGACGGUCUGCCGAUCCGCAGCUUGUCGAGGAUGACGACGACUUGGACAGUCCGAGAGGUCCGAGAAUGCCGCCGCCCGUUGAUGCUGCGAGGCCUAGCAGUGUGAGGAGCAGCACGCAUCCAAGCGUCAGCGUCGAGGAGGCAUCCAAGCCUACAUUUUACAUCACUGUUGGAGACCCGGUCAAGAUUGGAGACCUAACAAGUUCGCACAUUGUGUACUCGGUGCGGACCAAGACCUCAUCCAGAGCCUACAAGCAGCCCGAAUUCGAAGUCAAGCGUCGAUACCGAGACUUCCUCUGGCUUUACAACACCCUGCAUGGCAACAACCCCGGAUACGUGGUGCCUCCGCCGCCUGAGAAGCAGGCUGUUGGCCGCUUCGACAGCAACUUUGUGGAGAGCAGAAGAGCAGCGCUGGAAAAGAUGCUCAACAAGACUGCCGCGCACCCCGUUCUUCAGCAUGACGCUGACCUAAAACUGUUCCUUGAGAGCGAGGCGUUUAAUGUUGACAUCAAGCACAAGGAGAGGCGGGAGCCAUUGCCCAGUGAGAGCAAGGGAGUUUUGGGGUCUCUGGGAAUCAAUGUCGGAGGAGGAAGCAAAUUUGUCGAGCAAGACGAUUGGUUCCACGAUCGCAAGGUGUACCUCGAUGCCUUGGAGAACCAACUCAAGGGGCUUCUCAAGGCAAUGGAGGCCAUGGUCAGCCAGAGAAAGAUGAUGGCAGAGGCUGCGGCCGACUUUUCUGCCUCUCUCCACGCACUCUCCACUGUUGAGCUCUCGCCCUCACUAUCCGGUCCCCUCGACGCUCUCUCCGACCUUCAACUUACUAUUCGAGAUGUGUAUGAGCGCCAAGCUCAACAGGACGUCCUCACCUUUGGCAUCAUCAUUGACGAGUACAUCCGCCUCAUUGGAUCGAUUAAGCAGGCAUUCAGCCAGCGCCAAAAGGGCUUUUAUGCCUGGCACUCAGCCGAGUCUGAGCUCCAGAAGAAGAAGACGACGCAAGACAAGUUGCUGCGACAGGGCAAGAGCCAGCAAGACCGACUGAACCAGAUGAACGCCGAGGUUCAGGAGGCAGAGAGAAAAGUCCACCAAGCCCGGCUCCUGUUUGAAGACAUGGGCCGCUCAAUGAGGGCUGAGUUGGAUCGAUUCGAAAAGGAAAAGGUGGAGGACUUCAAGAGCGGUGUUGAGACGUUCCUCGAAGGUGCUGUCGAGGCUCAGAAGGAGUUGAUUGAGAAGUGGGAGACGUUCCUGAUGCAGCUGGAUGCCCAGGACGACGAGUCGGCUUUCUACAGGCCACCCGUUUACCAGCCAAAGCCUCCAGGCAACACCGUCGUUGAUCGCGCUAGGGCAACUAUAGAUGAGGAUUCAGACUAA
Messenger RNA from Trichoderma aggressivum f. europaeum, 1668 nucleotides. RefSeq lists its product as uncharacterized. Bases 1 to 1668 code for a protein of 555 amino acids. Lineage: Eukaryota; Fungi; Ascomycota; Sordariomycetes; Hypocreales; Hypocreaceae. Gene Ontology annotation, biological process: retrograde transport, endosome to Golgi; protein retention in Golgi apparatus. Gene Ontology annotation, cellular component: endosome. The transcript has 3 exons. Gene Ontology annotation, molecular function: phosphatidylinositol binding. The record is from RefSeq and is a predicted model, not a curated record.